Penicillium chermesinum is the source of this 345-nucleotide messenger RNA. RefSeq lists its product as uncharacterized. The record is from RefSeq and is a predicted model, not a curated record. Gene Ontology annotation, molecular function: oxidoreductase activity, acting on the aldehyde or oxo group of donors, NAD or NADP as acceptor. The transcript has 2 exons. The coding region runs from base 1 to 345 and encodes 114 amino acids. NCBI's taxonomy places the organism in Eukaryota, Fungi, Ascomycota, Eurotiomycetes, Eurotiales, Aspergillaceae.
AUGAAUCUAUAUACGCCGUUCUGUGCCCUAAUGGCGGAUGCAAUCUUGAAGCUGAAAUUUGGGAACGGGAUCCGACGCAUGUCGGGCCUUCAGGUGAGAAGGCCCAGCAGGAGCGCGUGCUGGGCUAUAUCGAGCGGCUUCGGCAAGAGUCCGAACGUCAAGAUUGCAGCGCAGGCGGCGUUGCCGAGAGACCCAGGGCUCAAGGGUGGCUUUUUGGUGCCACCGACGCUUUUAACUCGACGUCCCGCGGGCGAGUAUGAAAUGUUUGGGCCGGUGGCGACAGUGACGCCAUUUAGCACGGACAAGGCGGCGAUUUCGAUUGUUAAUGAGUCGGAUACAGGCUGA